AUGGAAGAGUCUGGUACGAGGAGUUCGGCCAGAUUCAUUCGACCUGUUGAAGAGGCCGUGAGGGGGGCUCUGAAGAAUGCAGAUUGGGACCCCCUCAUCCCCAAGGCUGGUAAGGGGAAGAAGGCCCCGGCCGUGAGUCCUCGACCGAGCAAGCCGGCAGCGGCCGUACCCAGGGUGGCAGCCCCCUCUUCGGUUAGAGCAGCGGUCGCGACCUCAACGACAGCCCCGACCCCCAGAGCGCCGACUGUAGCGGGGGCGCAAAAGGCUUCGGCGCACAGGGCCGUGCCAUCCGCCCCGCCGGCUCCACCGAUCGCUGCCGUUGCCCCGGGUCGCAAGAGGGAUCUAGAGGCCUCAAGUACUGAGGCCGCAGCUGUUGAGGCCAAGCAGGCCGAAAGUGUUACUGUUGAGACGGCGGUGCUAGAGCGGCCGAGAAAAAGGGUCCUCCUUGUUCUUCUGGAGGCUGAGGACGAGGAAGAAGUCCCUUCGGUGAUUGUGAGUAAAACCCCUCUCAUGACCGGCGAGGCAGUGGCCAAGGAGUUGGCCGCCGCCGAGAUAGCAGUUGAGGGGGCGGCCACUGCUGAGGUGGCGGAAAAGCCGGAUGCCGAGGCAGCAGUUGCAGAGGCGCCAGCCACUCAGGAAGCCGCCGUGAACGUGCUAGACGACGAGGUCCUUACCGUGGACCCGGCGCAGGCCACCCUGGUGGAAGUCCCUUCGGCCACUUCUGCCGUGCCUACCUUGGCCGUUACCGCGUCCGUCAAGCCGUUGGUGUCCACUCCUCGUCACCCAAGCGGCAUUGUGAUCCGUUCGCCUCCCCGGUCGUUGCUGCCGCUACCCACGGUCGCUGUGAGCAUGCCUCCGGCGCUGUGGUCCCAGGACUCGACGGUAGUGACUGAGCGUGCAGGGGUUGAGGCUACAGCCACUGAUGCGCCGAGCCUACCGCCUGUCUCUUCGGCGGCCCUGACCGAGCUUGUGGUCGUAGAUGUUCCUGGUGCUCCGUCGGCCGCUGAGGUGAGACUUUCACCUUUUUCUUCCUUAUGCCCUAGCUGUUUGUUUCUCUCUUGUCUUAACUCUCCUUCUCAUUUUCCGGAUACCCCCUCCUUUGAUGACCUCGAGGACUUAUACGCCAGCUUGCACGAAGAAGGAGGCGGCUCGGCCCCGGCUCCUUUGGACGAGGAUUCCAAGGCCAUUGCUAAGAAGUUGAGAGAAUUCCUUUUCUUUGGGGUGCACCGGAUGACCUCGGCCGAGGCUUUCUUGGCGUUCAGGUUGUGUUUGGACACGGCCAUGGCUAUGGGUCUGCUGGACUUGGCUCAACUGGAUGAGCUACAGGCAUGUCUGGCCGAGGGUGAGGAGAUGAUCGGCCGAUAUGCUGAGGCCAACAUGAGGAUGACCGAGGGGUGCUCGCUCGAGCAAGAGCUGAUGUGA
This is a messenger RNA of Prunus armeniaca (apricot), 1422 nucleotides long. NCBI's taxonomy places the organism in Eukaryota, Viridiplantae, Streptophyta, Magnoliopsida, Rosales, Rosaceae. The record is from the annotation of a GenBank genome assembly.